AUGAGUGAUGAAUAUGAUGAGUAUAUGGUAUCAGAGGCUGAGAUGGAAUAUGCUGAGCUAGAUGAGGACAGCGAUGAGGAAAUGGGUGCUUAUGAGGAGGAGGAUGAGGUUGUUCUUGAUGAUGCAGAUAGCAAAGCGCCAAAUGGAGACCAGGGUGGAUGUUAUAUAGAAAGAAUGUAUUUUGAGGCUAAAGCUUUUAAGGAGAAUAAUAUGUUUGCAGAGGCUAUACAGAACUUUGAAACACUAGCUAAUAGUGGCGAUGUGAAUUGGACUUUUAAGGCGUUGAAGCAGUUGGUUAAGAGCUGGUACUUGAUGAAAACUUACACUGUGCAGGAAAAGGCAGGCAAGGAGUUAGAAUUGAGCUUUAAUAGGCUGGUGCGUCAUGCAAUUGGUCAGCAGGCUGAGUUGGGGUUGAAGUAUGUGAAGAAAUCACUUAUUAGUAUCACUCGUCGUAUUGUACCUAGCAACAGCGAGGAUUUCCUCUUUGAUGAGGUAGCGAACAUAGAUAUAGAGACUGUUAAGCUACACCUGCGACUCUUGGAGACGCUGCAGGAGCUUCCUGCGGAAUACAAUGAGCUUGGUGCUCUGGUGCAGGAGCUAUAUCUGGAGAACACUGCGUGGAGCGAGAGAUUGACCACAGGACAGAUCUCUAGUGGCAUGCACAAUGUCUUUGAGCACGCAUAUCCUAAGACGCCCGGGAUCCUGCUACUUCAUCUUCAGUGCUAUAUCACGCAAUUUCUGACGAAAGGAAUGGUACCAAUGGAACAAUUUGGCCGAGUCAUUUUUGAAAUGCAAGCCAUGGUAGAGCACUCUUUAUCAUUAUCACAACAACCGCAGGCAAUGAUUAUUGUGAACUUUGCAAUGUGCAUAGAAGACAUGCAUGCGGAAAGAUAUGAGUCACUAAGGCAGCACUUUUGGGAAUGUUUCCAAAACCUGGAGGAGAUGGGGACCAAAAAGGAAAGGUUCAGUGAACUCACCUUAUGCGGUUUAAUCUUGGUGGACAUGACUUUGUUGCGUUCUUCCGUAGCUGAAAAUAACGAUGUAAACCCUUUUGAAUUAGAGCAGAUCAGGAUAAUGGGUGAAAGUGCUACAGUUGCCCAACUUCGGCGUCUCUACAACGAUUUCAAGAACUUGGAUUUCCCACGACUUGCCUGCUCUCUAUCAUGCUUAGAUCGUUUCAAAAUAUGUCUUGGUCCACUUAUAUUAAGGUUGUGUCAGCUGGCACGCACAAGAAAGCUAUGGGAAGAGAUUGCACCGUUGUAUACCUGUAUUUGCUUCAAUGAAAUCCAAAAGCGGCUGGCAAUUGGGAAUGAGCAGGUUACUCACGACCAACUAGUGUCGCUGCUCUUACAGCAAGCGAUGUCGAAUAAGAAAAAUAUCUACUUUAAGCUGGAUCUUACAAGAGAAUACGUAUAUUUCGGGGAAGAGCAUAAAGUACCACUUACAUGUACACCACGCGCACUAGUGACUCAGGCUGCUUCGUCGCAGCGUAAUGAAUGUUCUGCUAGUAAUAGGCGUAACAGCGCGCAGUUCAAGGCGCUAUUGUCAAAUGCUGCUGCAUUUCGGUCUGACCAAUCUGAUAAGCCUAUUGGAAGAAUUGGUCAAAAAAAUGAACAAGAUACUGAACUGAUGGAGUGGGCAGAUGACAUCGGAAUAUAUGAUGUUCAAACAAAUACAGACCAUGAAAAGUUCACGUGCCUGGAAUUUAUGGACCAACUAAGUGAAAAUAGGAAAAAUAUCCAAGAAUCUGAUGCCAGCCCUCAACAGCAGCCGUAUACCGAAUAUCAAGGAUUAUUAGCAUUCGUUCAAGAGAUAAUAUAG
This is a messenger RNA of Eremothecium sinecaudum, 1821 nucleotides long. It is a transcript of the gene RRI2, whose product is annotated as Rri2p. Lineage: Eukaryota; Fungi; Ascomycota; Saccharomycetes; Saccharomycetales; Saccharomycetaceae. The transcript has a single exon. Gene Ontology annotation, cellular component: COP9 signalosome. The record is from RefSeq and is a predicted model, not a curated record. Gene Ontology annotation, biological process: protein deneddylation. Bases 1 to 1821 code for a protein of 606 amino acids.